Messenger RNA from Eufriesea mexicana, 2635 nucleotides. RefSeq names its product Microtubule-associated protein Bicaudal D (gene BicD). Lineage: Eukaryota; Metazoa; Arthropoda; Insecta; Hymenoptera; Apidae. Gene Ontology annotation, molecular function: dynactin binding; dynein complex binding; cytoskeletal adaptor activity. Gene Ontology annotation, cellular component: Golgi apparatus; cytosol. The transcript is spliced from 7 exons. The record is from RefSeq and is a predicted model, not a curated record. The coding region runs from base 230 to 2530 and encodes 766 amino acids. Gene Ontology annotation, biological process: regulation of microtubule cytoskeleton organization; protein localization to organelle; microtubule anchoring at microtubule organizing center.
CGUGCCCUCUCACCUUAAUCUCACGUCUGUCAAACGGUCGUGAAUUUUCGGAAGAUGUGAGACUUUGGGAAGUGGGCACGCCAAAAAAUUUGCAUCACGAAUAUAUCGGCAUCAUGCCUUGACGUUCAAAAUAUAUUACGACCGCCGAUGCUCCGAUUUAUUUGUGGUAACGACAAGGAAGCAUUCGACGGAAAAAGGAGCGAAGUGAUCUUGAACGGUGCGCACAGCAAUGGCCACGACAGAAGGAGUCACGAUAGAGGAGCUCAGGAUCGAGAUCGAGAGACUUUCACGGGAACUAGAUUUAGCUUCUACAGAAAAAAUACAAUCUGCUCAAUACGGUCUCGCUUUGCUCGAAGAGAAGUCUACCUUACAACAAAGAUGCAACGAUCUCGAGGCCCUCUACGAAAACACGAAACACGAGCUAGUAAUCACACAAGAGGCUCUAGCAAAAUUUCAAACCACCACAAAAUUAACUACAAAAAGUGGCAUAGAACAAGAAGAAACUCUACUUAGCGAAAGUGCUGCAAGAGAAACAUCUCUCCAAACACAGAUUAUUGAAUUGGAAAAUGAAACAAAGCAGUUACGUCAUGAAUUAGAACGUGUACAAGCAGAACGUGAUCAUGCAUUACAAGAACGAGAUGAAAUUGGGAAAGAUCACCAACAAGCAGAAACAGAGAGGAAAUCUUUACGUACUAUGUUACGUGAAUGUAGAUUUCGAGAAGCUCGACUUUUCCAGGAUUAUUCGGAACUGGAAGAUGAAAAUAUUUUAUUACAGAAGCAAGUAUCUGGUUUAAGGUCCAGUCAGGUAGAAUUUGAAGGUGUCAAACAUGAAAUAAGAAGAUUGACAGAAGAAGUUGAACUUUUAAACAGUCAAGUUGAAGAAUUAACAAAUUUAAAAAAAAUUGCUGAGAAGCAAAUGGAAGAAGCACUUGAAUCUUUACAAGCAGAGCGUGAAGCAAAAUAUGCUCUUAAAAAAGAGUUGGAUCAAAGAAUUAAUAGUGAAUCAAUUUAUAAUCUUAGCAAUCUUGCACUUUCAAUUAGGGGAAUUACAGAAGAUCAAACAAUAUGUAGUGAUGGAGAAGAUGAUUCUCCUGCAUUACGUAGGAUUGAAGCAGAUUUAAAAACUCAAGAACCAGGUACUUCUGCUACUGAUAAACAAGUUGAUUUAUUUUCUGAAAUUCAUUUGAAUGAAUUGAAGAAAUUAGAAAAACAAUUAGAACUAGCAGAAUCUGAGAAAGCUCAUCUUACACAAAAUUUACGAGAAUCACAAUAUGCAGUUGAGAAAAGUCAGAAUGAAUUACAGUCUUUUGUUGCACGCAUAGUCCAAUUAGCAGCUCAUGUGCAAUCAUUACAUCAUCUUCAUUCGAAGUUACCUGAAAAACAAACUGAAGAAACAACAUUAGAUAAAUUGAAUCAAUCAAUUAUGCAGUAUCAUCAAUGGAGCACUAUGUCUGCACGUGAAGUGAAUCAACUUCAAAAGGAUCUAGCUGAAUUAGAAAAUGGUUUAACUAUAUCUGAUUCAACUCAACAAUUACGUACAGAAUUAACAAACCUAAGAAACAAGCUUUUAGAUACAGAGCAGAGAAGUAUACAACUCGAAUCCGACAUUGCUAUUCUUUCAAAACUUGCAGUGGAAGCUGGUGGUUUUCUUGAUUUUGCACAAAACGACUUGCAAAAUAUGUCCGACGAACUUGCUCAAUUGUAUCACCAUGUUUGUACUGUUAACGGAGAAAUUCCUUCACGGGUCAUCCUCGAUCAUGAAAAGAUUGUUCCCGAAAAGGAAGAAGAGAAUGGAAAAAUAGAAUGGUGUCGGACUUUAUUUAAGACCGAUAUUCAAAUUAAGGAUUUAGAAAGUCUGAGUAAAGCAAAAGAAGUCGUGAAACAUAUAGAAACUGCGAUGGAUCAAAUAAAACAUCUUCGAAGCGCUGUAGAGCAUACAAUUGAAUUAUCCAAAGUUAAAGGAAUGCAGUCAAAUGUCUGCAAUGUUUGUGAAGGAUCAGUGAAUGAGAACAAGGCAGAAGUAGCAGAUUUACAAGAACAAGUAAUUAGAUUGAAGGCCUUGUUAUCCGCUAAACGUGAACAAAUUGCGACUUUAAGGACGGUCCUGAAGUCGAACAAGAAUACUGCAGAAGUAGCAUUAACAAAUUUGAAGAGCAAAUAUGAAAAUGAAAAGAGUAUCGUUAACGAAACUAUGUUGAAAUUGAGGAAUGAGCUUAGAAUGUUAAAAGAAGAUGCUGCAACAUUUUCAAGUUUACGUGCGAUGUUUGCCGCACGUUGUGAAGAAUAUGUGACACAAGUUGACGAGUUACAACGUCAAUUGACUGUGGCGGAAGAUGAUAGGAAAACGUUGAAUUCAUUGCUACGACUAGCGGUACAACAGAAGCUUGUUUUGACUAUGAAAUUGGAGGAGUUGGAGGUCGAUCGAGAAUUACGAAAUACUCGAAGACACGCUACUAGUGCAAACGGACGAGGUAGAAUGCGAAUGUUGCAACAGACGAAUCGCCCUCAUUUAGGCAGAGAUUUCUUCUAGAAAAUAAUGAAGAUGUGGAGCAAAUUGUUCUGAGAAAAACGAAAAUUUUAAAUCUUCCAAUUUCGUUACUGCUCAACAUUGAAUUAUCUGUGUUAUUAUAAAAAA